ACGUGGCAACACUGUCGCCUUGUUCGUCAUUCAUUUCUCUUUUCUUUUGUAAUUUUGAUCAAGUUGAAAAAUCGUUUAAAUUAUUUUAAUACCAUGUAAAAUAGCGUAUAAUUUUUUAUUAUUCUUAAUAAAAAAUUAGCAAGUGUAAAUCUUAUCAAAUAAAUACUUUAAUUUUGAAUCCAAAACGUAAAAUAAAAAAUUAACAAACGAUUGGCAGUGGCGACAGCUAAACAAAAAAAGAAGAAAAUCGCAGAAAAGAAAAUAGGUGCAGACAAAAAAUUUAAAAAACCAAACCAAUCAUGGAAAGUCCUUGUGAAUCCGAAAGUUCAUUGGAUGGUGGUACCAUGUUGCCCCCAAGUCCCGUAUCUAGGGAACAAUUACAAAAACGCAUAGAAUCCUUGACCCAACAAAAUAAAGUCCUGAAAGCUGAAUUGGAUACUAUGAAAAUCAAAUGUAAAGUUGUUCAAGAGGAAAAUCGCACGCUUAAACAAGCGUCCGUAAUCAUACAAGCUAAAGCUGAACAGGAGGAGGAAUAUAUUUCUAAUACACUUUUGAAAAAAAUUCAAGCUUUAAAAAAAGAAAAGGAAACUUUAGCGCAUCACUAUGAACGUGAAGAAGAAUGUCUAACCAACGAUUUGUCCAGAAAACUAGAUCAGCUUCGUCAAGAAAAAUGUAAAUUAGAGCAGACACUCGAACAAGAGCAGGAGUGUUUAGUUAAUAAAUUAAUGCGAAAAAUCGAAAAACUUCAAGCCGAAACUGACAACAAACAAACAAAUCUUGAGCAGCUGCGUAGAGAAAUGGUUGAACUUGAGAAUACAUUGGAGCAAGAGCAGGAGGCAUUGGUAAAUAAGCUGUGGAAGCGUAUGGAUAAAUUAGAAACCGAAAAACGCUUGUUACAAAUUAAACUUGAUCAACCGGUCUCGGAUCCAACAACACCACGUGAUAUUACAAAUGCUAACGGAGAUACUGCCUCCAAUUUAAGUUCGCACAUUCAAACUCUAAGGUCUGAAGUUAUACGACUCAGGGCUAAUUUGGCUGCAGCUGAAAAAGAGGCCACAAAGAAAGUCCAACAAUUCGCCCAAGAAGAAAAAUCCAUUCGUGAGGAGAAUGCCCGGCUACAACGCAAAUUGAAGCAGGAAGUGGAAAGACGGGAGGCAUUAUGUCGCCAUUUGUCUGAAUCGGAAUCGUCAUUGGAAAUGGAUGAAGAACGUUUCUACAAUGAGAAUAUAUUGGCAACGGGUGCACCUUUGGCUGGAUCGGCAUUAAAUGCUCAUCGUCAACGUACCAUUAGUAGUCCAGUGUCUCAUAGUCCAUCAAAUAGCCGCCCCUUAAGUCCAGGCACUUCACAACAAAACCGUUGUUACGCAUGCGGACAAGUAGUUAAUCGUCGUGCUAGUGAACGUUUUAUUAAGCCAGCACUGCCUACACCCAUGUUGGGUCUUAACACUUCAGCUCCAAAUGUUUUAUCCGGCUCGACAGGUGUUGGUCCCACUGUUGUAGGUGGCUUAUUCUCAAGUUCCUCAAAUGCUACGGGGCCAUCGGCUAGUUUUCUCAAUAGUUUGGGCAAUGACCGCCUCUCAUUGAAUUCAGCCACUUUGUUAGGUUACAAUGCUGCACCACCAGUUUUGCCACCUACCAGUUCUUCCGCUCAAGCAAAUCCGUUAAGUUUCAAUUUACAACAGAAUACGUCCAAUUCAAUGAAUGUGAGCAGUGGUGCAAAUUCCGCAUUUACACCAACUAAUCCAACUGGCGGCGCCAAUAAUACUUUUGCCCAACCGGCCAGUCCUAUGGACACUUCAACCUGCAAAGACUAGGAAGUCAAGACAACAUAAACUGAAAAUAAUAAUAAAAAAAAAAACAAUUAUGUUACUAUUAUAAAUACAUAACAAAUUUAAAUUAACAGCAGAAGUAUAAAAGAAACAUUAGUAGCCGAACAUGGUUGAGCUUUUAGGAAACGUAAAUUAAAAUA
Lucilia sericata (common green bottle fly) is the source of this 1969-nucleotide messenger RNA. Its product is annotated as coiled-coil domain-containing protein 6. The transcript has 6 exons. Bases 300 to 1814 code for a protein of 504 amino acids. NCBI's taxonomy places the organism in Eukaryota, Metazoa, Arthropoda, Insecta, Diptera, Calliphoridae. The record is from RefSeq and is a predicted model, not a curated record.